GCCGCCCCGUUUAGCUGGGAUGAAACUGGUGACUUGGAACGUGAACGGGCUCCGGGCAGGAGCGGGGUCGGCGGGGUUGAAGCAGCUCCUGGAUUCUUUGGGAGCGGAUCUUAUUUGCUUGCAGGAGACUAAGAUAACCCGUGACCUGUUGGAGGAACCAUUGGCUAUAGUGGAGGGCUAUAGCUCCUACUUCAGUUUCAGUCGCACUCGCAGUGGUUAUUCAGGCGUUGCAACCUUCUGUAGAGCAAGUGCCACCCCAGAAGCAGCUGAGGAGGGCUUGUCUGGGCUGUUUACCAAGCACAGUGGAGCAGUCGGUUGUUAUGGAAACACAGAGGACUUCACAGUUGAUGAGCUCAAGGCCCUGGACAGUGAAGGCCGGGCAGUUCUAACCCGUCAUCGCAUACGCACUUCAGAACAGCAGGAAAUUAUGCUGACUGUCAUCAAUGUGUAUUGCCCUCGCGCUGACCCUGAAAAGCCAGAACGUGGAGACUUCAAGUUGCAAUUCUACCGCCUCUUGCAAGCCCGGGCUGAAGCUCUUCUUAGAGCUGGAGGCCAUGUGAUCAUCCUGGGAGACAUCAAUACUGCACACAGGUCCAUCGAUCACUGUGAUCCAGGAGACUUGGAAUCCUUCCAGGAGCAUCCUGGGCGCCGCUGGCUGGACGGUUUCCUUUGGGAGCCUGGUAGAGAUUCUGAGAACGAGAAUCUCUUUGUUGAUACUUUCCGCUUUCUGAACCCGAGUCAGGAUGAAGCCUAUACUUGCUGGUGUAACGUAACAGGAUCCCGGCAUUUGAACUAUGGUACCCGCAUUGACUACAUCUUGGCUGACCGUGCUCUGGCAUUGUUGGAACUGACCGAUGCCCAGAUCAUGCCAGAGGUGCUGGGCUCUGACCACUGUCCCGUCCAGGCUGUGCUGAAAAGUACCUGCUUAGCUGCCCCACGGUGUCCCCCGCUCUGCACCCGGUUCCUGCCUGAGUUUGCUGGCAUCCAACAGAAGCUCAGCCGGUUUCUGAUAAAAGUGGAACAGACCCAACUGCCUGAGAAGGGGCAGAAACGGGACAAAGCAGAGAGAACUGCCUUGGGGGAUUUGAAGAAAAGGCGGACCGGCCCAGCACAGAAAGGGCAAGGGGAUUUACGUAGCUUCUUCAAAGCUGGGAACUUGGAUGUUCAGCCUGUGGAUGGUGGAAGGGGCCAGUCAGUUUUGAAUGUGGUCCAGAGGGCGGCAGCAGAGGAUUCUGGGAAACAGCCUCCUAUGAAGAGUGCUGAAAGGAUAGCUGAUAAAUGUGGGGUGGAGGAAGUCUCAGGGGUAACCCAGACACCUGUCAAGAGUCCAAAGAAGGCACCCUCCAAGGGUGUGACCAGCAAGGCAGCUAUGAAUUGUGAGAAAAACACACUUCCCUCUACGCAAAAUCAGUUUGUGUUGUGGAAGUCACUGCUACCUGGCCCUGCACACCCACCUUGCUGCAAGGCCCACAAAGAGCCCUGUGUGUUGCGGACAGUGAAGAAACAAGGGCCAAAUUGUGGACGGCGCUUCUUUGUCUGUGCCCGGCCUCUGGGGAAGCCCUCGGAUCCCCGUGCACGGUGUGACUACUUCCUGUGGGCCAGCUAGGACACUUCCUGAGUGGAACAAGGGGAGACUGAAUCUGAUUUGUGGUUUGGGUGCUAUGUGCUCCAUUUGAAUUGCCCAGGCAGGCCACUCUGACUUGGGAUGAGUAAUUCCAAGUGGCUGCGUGAGGUCAAGGAUGCAGAUUUUUUUCUGCUCAACAUGUCUCUUUUAUAUCUCAGGAAUUUCUACAAGGACUUGGGCAACCUUUGAUCUCAGUCCUCUUUUCGCUGUUGCCCCAUAAAAAACUUAAAUCUUUGUCAUUGUGAGAAAAUGACUCUCCUUUGUAGAAAACACAUUUUUAAAAAACAUUUGUUAAAAUAAAGAUCUUUGGUCAAAACAAAGAAACAAA
Molecule: messenger RNA, 1952 nt
Organism: Pantherophis guttatus
Lineage: Eukaryota; Metazoa; Chordata; Lepidosauria; Squamata; Colubridae
Gene: APEX2
Product: apurinic/apyrimidinic endodeoxyribonuclease 2
Biological process (GO): base-excision repair
Cellular component (GO): nucleus
Molecular function (GO): double-stranded DNA 3'-5' DNA exonuclease activity; zinc ion binding; DNA binding
Source: RefSeq, a predicted model, not a curated record